Sebastes umbrosus (honeycomb rockfish) is the source of this 2736-nucleotide messenger RNA. RefSeq names its product thrombopoietin (gene thpo). Gene Ontology annotation, cellular component: extracellular region. Gene Ontology annotation, molecular function: hormone activity; cytokine activity. NCBI's taxonomy places the organism in Eukaryota, Metazoa, Chordata, Actinopteri, Perciformes, Sebastidae. Bases 292 to 903 code for a protein of 203 amino acids. Gene Ontology annotation, biological process: cell population proliferation. The transcript is spliced from 5 exons. The record is from RefSeq and is a predicted model, not a curated record.
CCUCAACGCUCCCAAAAGCCAACUCCAAAUCGUCCCGCUAAUAUCUAUGAAAUGCCAUUUUCAGUCUAUAACAUUUUUUGUUAUGCUGCGCGGUGGGGAAGUUGGAGCGCAUCCUGCUCUCGGGCUAGAUAACACUCUCACUUCCCACUGCUGAAUGAGAAGGUGGGAAAAUCAAGUGGUGAGAAGACAAAAAGGACGCACAGCUCCUCCACAGUGGACACAGGGCAUUUUCCACCUGGCACAUUUCUUAAUGGAACAAAUGUCGAUUCAUCGGGAGCGGCCGAGCAGGGCAUGGCUUUAAGCAGAUUCCUGCUGCUCUGUAUGGUAGCCUCUGAGGUGUGGGAUGCUGAGACCAAACCCAUAGAUUUUGUUUGUAAUAAAGGCGCCAGGAGGGCUAUGAAUAUUGUGGCAGAGAUGGAGAGUGCACUGUCUCCCAUCAGUCUGUCUCUCUGUAGUCCACCCAUUUGUCUGGCUUCUGUCUCCUCCAUGUGUCCUCCUUUGCAGAGUGACUGUAAUGGCUCGACAACCCUCUCCACACCGGUUCAGCUACCAUGUACCGAGCUUCAUGUUGCAUCUUGGGAAAACAAAUCACACCAGGAGAAGAGAGGAGACAUAGUUGCAUCCUUGAGGCUUCUUAUUGAAGGUGUGAAGGUUAUGAGGGCCCCAAGCCAGCCAGGAUGUGGCACUUCGCUGCUGCAGAGACUGGAGAACAACAUCAACAACCACCUGCUCAUUAUCACACACCUCCAGCUGAGUCAGGGGCCAGUGGUGAGUCCGGCACUGUCUUGUGUUCCUCGAAGCACCCAGAGUCUGAGCACAGUCCUGUUGAACUACAACCGGCUCAUCUCAGGCAAACUGGAUCGGCUCAUGGUUGACCUGGAAGACAGAUGCAUUUCCCAGUGACACAAGAACAACUUCAGUGGACCUAAUGCUCUUCACAAACUGGGGGAUGAGUUCAAACGAAGCCCCAGGGCAAUGAAAGAAGAAUGAAAAUCCAACUGAGAAAAACAGCUGGAGUGAUGUGGAUAUUCUCCUCAGCUUGUUGUCUUUCUCAAAUUUCUAAUAUGUGAAAAGUUUGCUUUUGUAUAGUUGUGACGUGUAAACUCUUUAAGAGUAAAAAGAAGAAAUACAUCCUUCUCUGCUGGUCAUUAAGAGGAACUACAGCUGGAGAAGUAGAGGGAAAUGAAAGGCAGCAAUAUGUCUGCAAUUAUGAGCCUCAUGGACAAAUGAAUGUAUGAUAGGAAGACAGUUUUUUUGUAUCAUUCUACAUAUAACUAUGCUUUAAAUUUUGUUGUAGGCCCAUAAAACCAAUACAAGCCUACAAUCUGCCAAAAGGCAGGUAUCUUUUCUUUUUUUAUAUAGUAUGUAGUUUACGAGCAGCUUCUCCAAGUCUCCACUGGAUGCAAAAUUAUCAUAAUACAAAUGAUUGUUUCACGUCAGAUUGUUGUCCAGCUUGAUCACGUGGCCAGAACCAAAAAGUCAGUUUGUUUGGAUUCAUGUUUUCAUGCCAGAUUUGUUUUGCUCCUUAGUUAGUGCUACAAAGGUCUUGCAAAGUGGAUGGAAACUCGCAGUCCAUUCAGUCCCAAAACUGUUUUUUCUUUUUUUUUAUUUCAUUCUGUUUUUUAUGCAAAUAAUGUUACUGCUAGACAGUCCUUGUACAUUAGCUGUAUGAAAAUAACCAAAGACACUUACUUAAGAAUAAUAUAGACUGGAAAAGUGUUGCUAUAUACUUUUCUGGUCUGAAUUUAGUGAGCAAAUUUAGUUUAUUCUCAAUGCACUUUUAGAUCUUAUCUCUGUUUACAUUUUUAUUUUAAAUGUUAUUGAUUUUCUGUAGAUGUGUUGAUGUUUCUAUGUAAGCUAUUGCUUUUUUCAAUUCAGUAUAGCUUUGUGAAUUUCUGUAAGUAAAUAUCCAGAUUUUGCAUUUAAGAGGAUAUUUUUGCUACACUUUAUAUUGAUGCAAAUGCUGUUUAUGAUACAAAACCUUUGCAAUAUAAUAUGCAAUAAACUCUGUCUGAUUACAUUCAGCCAUUUAGUUAAUUACUAAUUCAUUUAUUUGGUUAGUUAGGUACUUUUUUUAGUUAUGCUAACGGAUAUAAAAGGGUCAUAAUCACCUGACCAACAUACUGUACCCAAUACGAUCAAACAGAAACAACAUCAUCCAACUAUUUUCAGACUCAGACAUUAAGAAAUGGAGAUCUAAAUACAUCACUUACCCUGUAUGCCCCAAGACAAAAGAAGUCCAUUUAAAAAUAAUGUCUAAUAUUUAUCCAUCCAAUGAAUUGUUAAGACUGAGAUUUAAUGUUGAUCACAAUAACUGCAACUUUUGUGAGACUGAGAUUGAAACUACUGAUCAUCUGAUUUUCCACUGUAUAUAUUCUGCGGCAUUCUGGGAAGAUUUGCAGGACUGGCUGUCAACCAAAAUCCAACUACUUGCUCCUCUCACAAGAGAAAAUAUUGUGUUUGGUAUUAACAUGAAGGACAUUAACAGUGACUUGAUAUUGAACAAUCUGAUACUGCUGACAAAUUUUUUUCAUCCAUGCAUCCAAAUGGAGGAAAAUGAAACCCCUAUUUUCCAUUUUCAAAAGGGACCUUGUGGACAAUCGUCUCAAUGCUUUAAGACUAAUGAAAGGACAACAUGCAAAGUCUCUUCUCAGAGUUUAUGAAGAACUGAACAUAUAUGAUGAUGACCCCUAUAGCUACUAUGGAAGAGUGAAGCCUUAUUAUUUAUUUCUUUAU